AAUUUCUUUAUCUGGAAUUUAGAGAAAAAAAUGUGCGAUACGCAAGGCCUACGGAACGUUAUUUACGUCACUGGAGGUAGGUAACCAAGAGUUAUAUUGUUGUUUUCCCUUUUUGAAAGGAAUAAUUAAAUGAAUGUUAGAUGUGCGAGAAUGUUUCACCAAAAGUGUCGGCAGGGUUUAUAUCCGUCCAGUAGCGUAAAGAGAUUUGUAGUAUCGGAGGAAAAAGUACCAUGGACCAUCGAUUAUCCCGAAUACAAACCAGUCGCAUACACCGCUACUGUUGUUAAAGGUAAACCCUGGGCCGAUCCAGAAAUCAACGAACCCACCUUUAAACCAAAAUGGAAUGCGGUGGAUGAUAAAGUGAAUCGAAAGAGUUUUACGGGUGACUAUGUCGUGAACGAGGAUGGCUAUCCCUUAAACCCUGUAGGACGAACCGGUAUCGUUGGACGAGGACUUCUCGGUCGAUGGGGACCAAAUCACGCUGCCGAUCCUAUCGUUACACGAUGGAAACGCAAUACUAUGGGAUCUGUGGAAGUGGACAAGCACACGGAAAAACCUGUAUUACAGUUUGUUGCGAUACAAAGGCGGGAUUCCGGAGAAUGGGCCAUACCAGGAGGUAUGGUUGAUGCGAACGAGACGGUUUCUACCACUUUAAUGAGAGAAUUUAUGGAGGAAGCACUGAACUUUUUGGAAAUGGAUGAUGCUGAAAGGAAGAGCCUCCAAAAUUCUAUAAAGGAGUUUUUUACGAAAGGCAAUGAAAUUUACAAGGGAUAUGUGGAUGAUCCACGAAAUACAGAUCAUGCUUGGAUAGAGACAGUGGCUAUAAAUUUUCACGAUGAAGAUAAUAAUGUUGUUGGAAAACUUGCACUGAAAGCUGGAGACGAUGCACGCAACGUAAGGUGGAUGGACAUAAAUAAAGACAUAAAUUUAUAUGCCAAUCACAGUGAAUUCGUUAAAAAAACUGUACUGCAACGCAAUGCACACUGGUGAAGGAUAGUUUACAAUCACAAUUACAGAGCGAUUUCGUCUGGGAGAAGGAUAAUUAUUAAAAAUACUGUAUAAUUAAAAAAAAUAUUUUUGUAUUAUAUUGUAUACUAUAUAUACUUUCGGCACUGCGCAGAGCACAAACAUAAAUUGAUAAAAUCAUCAUUACUUUCGUUUCUGUCAAACUAUGCUACAAAAUCUUAAGCCUAAUACAUAUUUUCAGAUGUAAAAUGAGAUUUUCCAAUGUAAGAAUCGACGAAACACAUAUAUCUAACAAAAAUAUCGAUUA
This is a messenger RNA of Solenopsis invicta (red fire ant), 1273 nucleotides long. Its product is annotated as ADP-ribose pyrophosphatase, mitochondrial. The record is from RefSeq and is a predicted model, not a curated record. Lineage: Eukaryota; Metazoa; Arthropoda; Insecta; Hymenoptera; Formicidae. Gene Ontology annotation, molecular function: ADP-ribose diphosphatase activity. The coding region runs from base 130 to 990 and encodes 286 amino acids. The transcript has 2 exons.